This is a messenger RNA of Rhododendron vialii, 1811 nucleotides long. RefSeq names its product hexokinase-2, chloroplastic. The record is from RefSeq and is a predicted model, not a curated record. The transcript has 9 exons. Gene Ontology annotation, biological process: intracellular glucose homeostasis; glucose 6-phosphate metabolic process; glycolytic process. Gene Ontology annotation, cellular component: mitochondrion; cytosol. Lineage: Eukaryota; Viridiplantae; Streptophyta; Magnoliopsida; Ericales; Ericaceae. Bases 119 to 1600 code for a protein of 493 amino acids. Gene Ontology annotation, molecular function: D-glucose binding; mannokinase activity; ATP binding.
AGAGUAGUUGUAGUUAACGAAUCAUCAACCACACUAGGCUCUCUCUCUCUCUCUCUCUCUCUCUCCGUUUCAACUCCAAUUCUCUCUCUAGGAUUCCUGAUCUUUCCCUCCACCGAAAAUGUCGGCCCCCGCGAGCGCACCGGCCGUCCGAUCUCUCCGUAUUUCGCGAUCACCGGUCGGGAUCCCACGUCACAGCGUGGCCGUCCGGUGCAAAAAAGUCGUCUGCGUUGCUCCAACCAUCUUGACCAGGUUGCAGAAAGAGUGUGCCACUCCUUUGCCCGUCUUGCGCCACGUGGCCGACGCCAUGGCCGCCGACAUGCGCGCCGGCCUCGCCGCCGAAGGCGGCAGUGAUCUCCCGAUGAUCCUCAGCUUUGUCGACAAUUUGCCAACUCGGAAUGAGAAAGGAUUGUUUUAUGCAUUGGAUCUUGGUGGAACGAAUUUUCGAGUGCUGAGAGUACAAUUAGGAGGGAAGGAUGAGCGUGUGGUCGCCACUGAAUUCGAGCAAGCGUCGAUCCCUAAAGAGCUUAUGUUUGGUACCUCUGAGGAACUGUUUGAUUUUAUAGCUUCUGGGCUGGCGAAAUUUGCUGAAAAGGAGGGUGCAAAAUAUCACCUGCCUCAUGGAACGAAAAGGGAAAUUGGAUUUACGUUUUCUUUCCCCGUUAGGCAGACGUCCAUCGAUUCUGGGAUACUCAUCAAGUGGACUAAAGGUUUUGCCGUCUCUGGAACGGCUGGAAAAGAUGUUGUAGCGUGUCUGAAUGAAGCUAUGGAAAGACAAGGAGUGGAUAUGCGGGUGUCUGCCCUGGUCAAUGAUACUGUGGGAACCCUAGCAGGAGCAAGAUACUGGGAUGAUGAUGUCAUGGUUGCCGUCAUUCUUGGAACUGGAACCAAUGCAUGCUACGUAGAAUGUGUCGACGCUAUACCUAAGCUACAAAGCCACAAUUCAAGUUCUGGAAGAACGAUCAUAAAUACGGAGUGGGGAGCAUUUUCAAAUGGUAUUCCUUUAACUCAGUUUGACAGGGACAUGGAUGCUGCGAGUAUCAAUCCUAGUGAGCAGAUAUUUGAGAAGACAAUAGCUGGUAUGUACCUUGGUGAAGUUGUAAGACGAGUGCUACUAAAGAUGGCUGAAGCAAGUGAUUUAUUUGGGGAAUCUAACAUGGAGAAAUUAUCCACUCAAUUUGUGCUCGGGACCCCACAUAUAUGUGCUAUGCAACAAGACAAUUCUCAAGAUCUUGAAGCUGUUGAAGCAGUGCUAUAUGAUGUAGCUGGGGUGAAAUCCAAUUUCAAUGCAAGGAAAAUAGUAUUGGAAGUUUGUGACACUAUCGUGAAGCGGGGUGGGCGGUUGGCUGGUGCUGGCAUUGUAGGGAUACUUCAAAAGAUGGAGGAGGAUACGAAAGGCCAAAUCUAUGGAAAGAGGACAGUCGUAGCCAUGGAUGGAGGCUUGUAUGAGCACUACCCCCAGUACAGAAAGUACCUCAAAGAUGCGGUCACGGAACUUCUAGGAUCGGAGAUUUCAAAGAACGUAAUCAUAGAACACACGAAAGACGGUUCUGGGAUCGGAGCUGCUCUCUUGGCUGCUUCAAACUCAAAGUACAAAACAUGAUUUUUAGAACACGAUGUGAAGUGGUCAACACGGAGAUUUUUCCUUUUUGCUUUUCCAGUUAAGGUUUGUGUGAUUGAAGGUAGAGCUAGGUGUUUAAUGUAGAGUGAAUUCAUGAACUUCAGGUUGUAUCCGAAUAAAGGAUUUGGCCAACAGAAGGAAAAAGGAAACAUAACGGUCCGAGGAUCUAAUGGCUAUUCUUUCAAUUUUCCCA